Chiroxiphia lanceolata (lance-tailed manakin) is the source of this 1485-nucleotide messenger RNA. It is a transcript of the gene DCSTAMP, whose product is annotated as dendrocyte expressed seven transmembrane protein. Bases 1 to 1434 code for a protein of 477 amino acids. The record is from RefSeq and is a predicted model, not a curated record. Gene Ontology annotation, cellular component: membrane. The transcript is spliced from 3 exons. NCBI's taxonomy places the organism in Eukaryota, Metazoa, Chordata, Aves, Passeriformes, Pipridae.
AUGCGAACAUUUGUCUCAAUAGCCCAGAACACAUGGGAAAUUUUUAUAUCUGAAAGGAAGCCUGGCUGGAAGUCUUGGAUGAAGCUUUUUGGAGUUUGCCUUGCAGUUGGCUUCCUCUCCAGCUUUCUUUUUUUCCUUGGCAUGCACUUCUCCCUGGCACACCACUCUUUGGGUCCCUUACUGAUUUCUGGAUUCAUCUGGAUCUUGUUUUCUAUCAUGCUCUUCUGUUUCAAGCACCUGCGCUGUUUUAGUGUCCUGUUCCUUUUUUCCUGUGGACUGAAAAAUGGCAGGAACGCUCUUAUUACUGCUGGCACAGGUGUCAUGGUGGCCAACAACAUCCAAAAUAUUUUUCACAACCUAAAAGUUCUGGCAGACACCAUAACCUGUCAUUUGAAGCAUGAGCAAUUUGCCUUGAUAAAAUAUUAUGUUGAGGCAGUGAAAUGGAUUUACGAGUCAGCCAAGCUUUCCACUGUACUACCUAAAGAUAUAGUGAUCUUAAAGCAUGAAUUCACACCAUCUUAUUCAGUUUCAGAUGAUGCAUUAAAACAAGAGCUAAAUGACACAAAGCAAGAAAUCCAGAGAGUUGCUAACCAGAUAUAUUUUAUGCUGACUAUACUGCCCUACAUAGGCCAGAAAGUGUUGCCUGUCACUGGGAUUUUUCUAGUUUCUUUUGGAACUGGCCUCUUUAUCAAAAAAUUUUUGGGUUCUCACAGUACCAAAUUUAAAAAUACUUAUAUCACAAAAGAGUUCAUUGCAUUUGAUGAGCACCAAAAGCAACAGCAGAAACCAUGUCUUUUGCCACUUAACAGAAAAGAAAGAAAAGAUUAUGUGACAAUCCCAUCUUUCUGUUUCACAAGAAAAGACAGGAAAAAAAUGCUGUAUUUUUUUCUCCCUGUAAUUAUUCAUCUUUGCAUCUGGCUUCUGUUUGCUGCAGUAGACUAUUUGUUUUAUUGGUUAAUUAUUUCUGUGAAUAAAUAUCUUCAAGAAGUACCGGAUCUAGAGAUUCAACUCAGCCUCUCUCAGAAUAGGAAUGAGAUUAUUAUUCAUAUCGCAAAGCAUAUUGCGAAGACUGAUUCUUUCAAGAUCCCUUUGUUUAAGCAUGACUGCAUCCCUCAUCCAGAGCUUGCUCUCUCCACGGCGUGGAUCCAGCUUGGGGUCAUCAUCUUCUUCUUAAUAACUUUUGGAUUAUUCUCUGGCCUCCUGACCCAACUUAAAAUACUUGUGUCAACUUCUUUUUAUCCUGACGCUGCGAUGAAACGGAUACAUCAUUUGCAUGCAAAAUUACUCAAGAAAAGAGCAAAGCUACAAGAGAAAACUGUGAAGAACAUGUUUGCUAGAAUGAUCAUAUUUCUUUCUUUUCAGGUCAGUUUUUGGUUUCCAAUACUCAAGGCAACAGAGGCAGUGUGGAAGAAAGAAAGGAGUGUGGCAAAAUGACAACAUAGUGUGAAAAAGACCAAGUGAAUCUUUGGAUAUGGCUGAAAUGCU